CGCACGACCAAAAGGACAUGCGAAACGGAAAUCACGACACUUUGUGUGACAGUUAAACAGUACGAACGCGCGCGCGGAACACAAAGCAAAGUACAAUAAAAAUACUUAAAAAAAAAUAAAUAAAUAAACUAAAAAAAAUCAACCUUUAAUAUUUUUUUUGUUUUAUAGUGUGUUUUUUCCUGAUUUCGCGCGUCCACCAUCAUUAACCACAACUUUGCGCACAGCCAGCAGCACAAUUUACUGUUGGUCGCAAGUGCGGUUGCACGAAGCCGUUGCAGCUGCACAGCUGCCACACCGGCUACAAAGCAAAUUCGCAGCAGCCGGCAAACACCAGCUACAACAACAAGCGCUGUGAAAUUACAACACUACACAUUUACGGCUCAAAGCAGGGAAGCCACUAAAAAUAGUCGAGAAAAGUUUAAAUAGUGCGCUCUUAAAGAAAAAAAGACGCCACCAGAAGACUUCACAAAAAGCAGUGCAAUCAAACGUGUGCAAAUAAGUGGCGCGUACAGAACGCAUACAAAGGAAAUAGCGGAAAUAAGAAAGAAAAAAAAGCAAGGGUCUGUUCUAUCCAAAACGUGCCACAGCUGCACAGCAAUACAAGAGAACACUAAAAGUGAAGUGAAAGAAAAAAAGAAUGUGAAAUUAUUGACGGAAAUGAAGCAUGCAACUUGUGUCCAUAGCUGGCGUUGCCUGAUAGAAACAGUCAUACAACAGUCGUCAAUAGCCGACAGGCAACAGCCAACAGCGAUCACAGCGACAUUAAAGAGACUAUCAGUAGCAACAGCUGCUGAAGCAACGACAGCUUAGCUCAUCCGCGUCCUACAACGCCAACACUGGCUGCGCACACAGCCACACAUAUAGUACAUAGUUGAAGCCAGAGACACUUCCUUGCCACAGCGCUACAGUGCAACGGCCAACAGUCAGCAGCCAGCAGCGCGCCACAUCAAAGUGUCGAGGAAGCAAGUAGAGGAAAUUAAAAUUUGCAUGUGAAAGGAGUCGACUGCCUGACACACUCGCUUUCAGCUUUCGGCGCUCGGCGUUUAAAAAUGUGUGGAUCUGCUGUGUGAUUGUCGAGGCAAAAAAAUAAAAAUAAAGGCGAGCAUUUCACACUUGCAGUGCAGGAGGCUGACCGGCUUUUUAGUGCGUUUUUUAUGUGAGGGGCGCCACAGCAAGAGGCAAAGUUGGAAAAAAAUUUUGUAAACACCAACAACAAAAACAAAUGUAACGGCAAAACACUUGGCGCAAAUCAACACCAUUGCCAGCAGCAAUUUCAAUUUCUGUGCGGCGCCACCUAGCAAACGCAGGCAAUCUUGUUUGCCCUGCAGCCAACGGAGGCGCAGAAAGUGUUAAGUGAAAAGAGUGAAAAGUGAAGAGUGCCGAGUGUUGAGUUGAGUGAUAAGUGAAUUGUGCUUUUCUAUUACUACACUCGCGAGCGAAAAAAAGGAAAAUUAAAAAGUAUAUGCAGUUAACGGUAAAUACACUGCACGUGCGCGCGUAGACCGCAAUUGUAACGGCACACGGUUUGUGGCAUUAAUUACGCAGAUACACACGCCAGCCAGCAAAUGUGACAGACGUGUGGCUUGUAAAAUCACGUGAGUAAGCUUGCCACACGCCAUCUUGCAAGCGGCAAGUGAAUGUCACUACGCGCCGCGGUUGUUGAGUGUCACUGUCACUGUCACUGCCACUACAGAGAUAACAGAACUAACAAACAAGCGAAAACACAAAAAAAGAAACGAAGCGCCACGAAGUGAUAGAGCGUUGCAUGCCACAUGCCACAUGAACGCAUGUAAGCGCUUAUCCACACCAACUACAGCUUAGACAUUUUUUGCAUAACAACCAACCAACGAAGCGAGCGGAGCGAGCAAUCGAACAAACUAGCGCCUUGCCACAUGCGGCAUGCAGCUGCCACUGCUGAAGCAGCAACUAUUACUCAACACUAAUACCAAGUGCUACUUGUAGUGGCAUCAAUAUAGAGCCGUAGCCAUCGUUAUUGCCACAACCCACCUCAACGCCAGCAGACUGCGGCACAAGCAACAGCAAAAGCAUGCCGUCAACGUUGGCCGCCGCGGCGCCUUCAUGCGCCUCCGGAUUUAUCGCUUAUUCAGCAAUCGUUUUGCUUUGCACUUCCGGAAUCAAAGCCAGUUGGGAAGAAUGGUGGACAUAUGAUGGCAUAUCCGGACCAAGUUUUUGGGGCCUUAUCAAUCCACAAUGGAAUAUGUGCAACAAAGGGCGGCGUCAGUCCCCAAUAGACAUAGUGCCCGACAAAUUACUCUUCGAUCCAUAUUUGCGGCCAUUACACAUCGAUAAGCACAAGGUUUCCGGUACACUACACAACACAGGUCAAUCGCUCGUCUUCCGCGUGGACAAGGACACAAAGCAGCCGGUGAACAUCACCGGAGGCCCACUCGCCUAUCGCUAUCAAUUCGAGGAGAUUUACAUACACUACGGCACCGAGAACAGUCGGGGGUCAGAGCACUACAUACAGGGUUACAGUUUCCCCGGCGAGAUACAAAUCUACGGCUUCAACAAGGAACUCUAUCACAAUAUGUCCGAGGCGCAGCACAAGUCGCAGGGCAUUGUGGCGCUCUCGCUCAUGGUGCAAAUUGGUGAUACGCCAAACCCCGAACUACGAAUUAUUACCACCACCUUCAACAAGGUUUUGUACCGAGGGUUCUCCACACCCAUCCGGCACAUAUCCGUGCGAUCACUGUUGCCAAAUACGGAUCACUACAUCACCUACGAGGGGUCCACAACGCAUCCCGGCUGCUGGGAGAGCACCGUAUGGAUAAUUGUAAACAAACCUAUUUAUAUUACAAAGCAAGAGUUAUACCAACUCCGACGACUGAUGCAAGGCUCCGAGAGUACACCGAAAGCGCCACUAGGUAAUAAUGCGCGGCCCGUGCAAGGACUACACCAUAGAACAGUAAGGACAAAUAUAGACUUUAAGCGUAAUAAGAAUCAAAAUUCAUGUCCGACCAUGUACAAGGAUAUGUAUUACCGCGCGAAUCGCUGGUCACCGGACACUGGCUUAUUGAUUCGUUGACCCAAUACAGGGCACAUGCAAAUAAAUUACAAUAAUAUUAAUAAUAAUAAUGG
Messenger RNA from Zeugodacus cucurbitae (melon fly), 3099 nucleotides. It is a transcript of the gene CARPA, whose product is annotated as carbonic anhydrase-related protein 10. The transcript has 8 exons. The record is from RefSeq and is a predicted model, not a curated record. Gene Ontology annotation, molecular function: carbonate dehydratase activity; zinc ion binding. Lineage: Eukaryota; Metazoa; Arthropoda; Insecta; Diptera; Tephritidae. The coding region runs from base 2048 to 3046 and encodes 332 amino acids.